Olea europaea var. sylvestris is the source of this 1673-nucleotide messenger RNA. RefSeq lists its product as uncharacterized. The record is from RefSeq and is a predicted model, not a curated record. Gene Ontology annotation, cellular component: endomembrane system. NCBI's taxonomy places the organism in Eukaryota, Viridiplantae, Streptophyta, Magnoliopsida, Lamiales, Oleaceae. Bases 29 to 1216 code for a protein of 395 amino acids. The transcript is spliced from 11 exons.
UAUUUGUAUUUCUAGACAUCUUCAUCACAUGAUCCACACGCAGAUCAGAUCAUCAAACCUUCUCUCUCUCUCUCUCUCUGCGAUGGAUUCUCGCACAAUUUACUCUCUCACUCUUUUAAUAAUCUUGUCGCUUCUCUCCUUACGUUCGAAGGUCACUGAUGGAGCCGGAUCUGUUUUCUUCGUGGAUAGUCCAAAGCACCAUUAUCUUCGUCCUCCUUCCCCUGAGCCACAGACUAAUACACUGUCCCUCCCAGAAAUUGGCGCUGCUGUGUCAGUGUUACUUGGUUUUGCACCCCCUUCUACACUUUCUACUGCUAGUUCUUCUAAGUUGAAUGGGGUGCUUAUGCCUAAUCCAUUUGAUAGACCACAUUCUGUUUUCAUGCUUGAAGUUACAGGAGCUAUUGAUUCUCAUCUGCUGGUGUUCUCGGACAACUCUGUUUUUGCUAGUGCCCAAAGGACCAAGGUCAUGGGUAGUGAACAGAGAGUGGAUGUCCAACUUUCGGAUGAAGAUAAAGUAUCUGUGUUCUCUUUGAGCGAUCUAUUGAGCUAUGCUGAAUUCUCGGAUGAAAAACUCAGUGAUUUUGCAUCUUGGUUGGGUGGAUCAUAUGUAGAAGAUGCAUCGGGGCCACUGAAUGGAGAGUUGAUAAUCCCCAUGGCAAAUGGAGCCAAUCUAAGACUUUUUAUGUCCAAGAAUGCUGACAAGGAAUUCAUAAGAAGUCUUGUAUCUCUCAUUCAUAAUAUUCGAAGAGCAAUAGACAUGCAUCAGGAGUUGUCUGAAAGCCUGCAUGGUCCAGCUGAGCUAAUUGCUGGGAGAUUUGAUGGAAUCAAGGUUUUGCAAGAACAUUAUGGAGCAGAAGGCAUUGCUGAGAAUGGACUAGAAGUAUUUGUUACUUCAGUUUCUAAGAUAUUUGAUUCCUUACAGGCUGCAUACAAAGGUCAGAUUGUUGGAGUCAUUGUCUAUGGUGAAACAAUUACACCGGAAUCGGAGAAUAUGUUAAAUGUGGUCGUCACUUCUCGACCAUCUCCACGUCUGUUGGAGGAAACAAAGGUCCCUGCUAAUUUAACCACUAUCGCAGAAGUGAUAUUGGUUAGAAGGACCCUGGCAUGGAUAACAGGAAUCAUUCUUUUGAUUGCUACCUUUCUGGGGGUAUUCUUUCUUCUGAACAUGCCUCUUACCAAGGACACACUGCUUUAUUCUAAUGUCAAGCUGGAUUAAUAUUUCAUGGAAGCUGUUUAUCGUAUUCAUUGAACAUCCGGGAUUCCCAGGCCACCAUGCAACUUUGUGUUGAUGUGAUCGAAAUCUACGAUAGUGAAACUGCCUUUUCUUCCUUUAAACUACUAGUGAAAUUCUAUUCAUAUUCAGCGCUCUGGUAUUUGCUUAGCUCAAUUAUAUGUGGCUUGAUGAACUGGGGGAACAAUAUAUACAGGGGGGAGAGGAAUGUAGGAUGUUGGCUGUGGACAUUGCUGAAGAAGGGACUUGAGUUAUCUGUUGCUAUAUGUAUUUCGGUAGCUCGGUUCUGGAUUUAUGUAUUUUCUGUAUCGGUUAUGCUGAGUAGUGCACGUGGAACCCAUUUUUGUAUUUAAUUUAUACAUACCAAUAAAACUAUUUGAGUUUUUAGCUUGUUGAAUCUUGAUAAACGACCAUAUAAACCCCGUUUUGGACCUUUUGUUUA